This is a messenger RNA of Zonotrichia leucophrys gambelii, 5914 nucleotides long. RefSeq names its product regulator of G protein signaling 12 (gene RGS12). The record is from RefSeq and is a predicted model, not a curated record. Lineage: Eukaryota; Metazoa; Chordata; Aves; Passeriformes; Passerellidae. The coding region runs from base 240 to 4403 and encodes 1387 amino acids. Gene Ontology annotation, molecular function: GTPase activator activity; protein binding. The transcript is spliced from 17 exons. Gene Ontology annotation, cellular component: nucleus; plasma membrane; cytoplasm. Gene Ontology annotation, biological process: regulation of G protein-coupled receptor signaling pathway; signal transduction.
GACCGCCACCCCGCCGGGCGAGCGCGGUGACUGACAGCGCCGGACAGCCAGUCGCCGCAGCGCCGUGCGGCCGAGCCCGGCGCCGUCUCCCCGGUGACCGGGACAGCCGCUGCCUCGACGGAGUAGCCGGAGUCCCGGGGGACAGAGAUCUUCAUCAGAUGGAGUGGUACUCUUGAAACAUGACAAAAAACUGGACUAAAUAAAAGUUUUCCUAUUUUAGGAAAAAAAAAAAGUCCAAAAUGUACAGACCAGGAGAGACGGUCAAACGUCGGCUCAACAUGCAUGCUCCUCCACGGAUAAGAAGCGUGGAAGUUGCUCGAGGAAGAGCAGGUUAUGGCUUUACCCUUUCUGGACAAGCCCCUUGUGUUCUUAGUUGUGUGAUGAAAGGAAGCCCUGCAGAUUAUGUUGGACUUAAAGCAGGAGACCAGAUAUUUGCAGUUAAUGAAAUCAAUGUGAAAAAAGCCUCUCAUGAAGAUGUAGUGAAACUUAUAGGGAAAUGUUCUGGAGUCCUACACAUGGUCAUUGCUGAAGGGAUGAGUCAUUUGGAUUCAUGUUCAAGCGAUGAAGAAGUUGGUUUUUAUGAUGGGAAGGGGUGGCUGAAACCCAAACCUGACUCCAAAGCUCUGGGUAUAAACAGAGCUGAGAAAGUUGUCGAAGAAAUGCAGUCUGGUGGCAUUUUCAACAUGAUUUUUGAGAAUCCUGCUCUUUGUGCUGGAAACUCAGAUAAUUCUGCACCAAAACAAAGAUCAUUUCCAGUUUCUGCUGCUAUGAAAUUUGAAACUGGCAAUGAGAAUGUAAGCAAUCCAAAUAUACUGUCAAAGGAAGAAAUAGCCAAAGUUCUGAAUGAUGAUUCAGUUUUUAGAAUCGGACUGGAGAGUGCAGAAGACUUUGGGUUAGAUGCAAGCAUUUUGAAUGUUGCCAUGAUUGUAGGUUACUUAGGCUCCAUCGAACUUCCUUCGACAACUGCAAAUUUGGAAACAGAGAGUUUGCAGGCCAUUCGUGGGUGCAUGAGACGCCUGCGGGCAGAGCAGAAAAUCCAUUCCCUGGUGAUGAUGAAGAUAAUGCAUGACUGUAUUCAGCUCUGCAGUGACAAAUCAGGUGUUGUGGCAGAAUAUCCUGCAGAGAAACUGGCAUUCAGUGCUGUUUGCCCGGAUGAUAGAAGAUUCUUUGGCCUAGUUACAAUGCAGACAAAUGAUGAUGCAAGCUUGGCUCAGGAGGAUGAAGGGGUCCUGAGGACAUCUUGCCAUGUUUUUAUGGUGGAUCCUGAAUUAUUUCAUCACAAAAUUCACCAGGGUAUAGCGAGACGUUUUGGACUGGAAUGUACAGCAGAUCCAGAUACCAAUGGCUGUCUGGAGUUUCCAACAUCCUCUCUCCCUGUCCUGCAGUUUAUUUCUGUCCUGUACAGGGAUAUGGGGGAGCUGAUAGAGGGAAUGCGUGCAAGGGCUUUCCUCGAUGGUGAUGCAGAUGCUCAUCAGAAUAAUAGUACCAGCAGUAACAGUGACAGUGGGAUUGGAAAUUUCAACCAAGAAGAAAAGAAUAAUAGAGUUCUGGUGGUUGAUUUAGGAACCAAUCCAAGUAAACACAUUCCUAGCAGCAUAUGGGAGAAUCCAGUAGGAAGGGGACAAAAUCAGCCUGCUUCCCAUUGGAAUGGCUUCUACCACGAGCAGGAGGGAAACAUCCCUUUGGAAGUAAUUCAGAACGAUAAGUCCCAAAAUGUAAGCAAGCACUUGAGCCCUUCUGCUCGUAUUGAAGUUCCAUUGGUUUCCUCCCGAAAUUCAGUGCCCCCGUCCAAGAAAAACGCUGCAGGCCUGGGCAAUCAGAGGUGGCUGCCUGUGCACGUUUUGCAGGAGUGGCAGCAUGGCAAUGCCAGCGACCAGGAGUCCUACACCGACUCCACAGAUGGCUGGUCCAGUGUGAACUGUGGCACCCUUCCUCCCCCAAUGAGUAAGAUUCCAGCUGACAGAUACAGGGUCGAUGGCAGCUUUGGUCAGCCACAGCUAAAAUCUCACAAAAGUGAAUGGUCCAAGAAGAUGUUCUGCAUUCAGAACAAAUUUGGCCCUCCACACAGUAUCAGGAAAUCUAAAGAAGAUAAAAAGGGUGCAAAAUUUGGACAUUCAGUGGGAUUAAAUCAGGCUCCUCCUCCACGUUCCUCUGCUCGAAGAUCAUUUGGAAGAUCGAAGCGAUUUAGCAUUACUCGCUCUCUGGAUGACCUCGAGUCAGCAACUGUUUCUGAUGGAGAGCUGAACAGCACUGAGUUGAAGGACUGCAUCAGUGAGAACAGCCUCAGCAGCAAUGCCAGCCUCCCCAGCGUGCAGAGCUGCCGGCGCCUGCGCGAGCGGAGGGUUGCCAGCUGGGCCGUGUCCUUUGAGAGGCUUCUGCAGGACUCUGUUGGUGUUAAAUAUUUUUCGGAAUUUCUACGGAAAGAAUUUAGCGAAGAAAAUAUUUUAUUUUGGCAGGCCUGUGAAUAUUUUAACCAUGUACCUGCACAUGAUAAAAAAGAGCUUUCUUACAGGGCUCGGGAGAUCUUCAGUAAGUUCUUGUGUAGCAAAGCUACAACCCCAGUUAAUAUUGACAGCCAGGCACAGCUGGCAGAUGAUAUUCUCAAUUCUCCCCAUCCAGAUAUGUUCAAGGAACAGCAACUUCAGAUAUUUAACCUGAUGAAGUUUGAUAGCUAUACUCGCUUCCUCAAGUCCCCCCUCUACCAAGAGUGCAUCUUAGCUGAAGUGGAAGGACGCCCUCUUCCUGAUCCUCAGCGUGUUCCCAGCAGCCCCACCUCCAAACACAGCGUCAGUUCAGACAAGUCCAACAUGUCCACACCAAAAAAGCUAAGUGGUAAGUCAAAGUCUGGAAGAUCUUUAAAUGAAGAGUCAGGAGAGGAGGACACUGAGAAGAAAAAGAGGGGAACAUUCUUCUCAUGGUCAAGAAGCAAGAGUUUGGGAAAAUCACAGAAGAGAAGAGAAAAUGGUGAUUAUCCAAACGAUUCUUUUCAGUCCAAUGGAUUGUCCUACAGACGGGAAUCUCAAGGCUCCAUGUCAUCCACUGCAAGUCUCGACCUGUCUGAAACCUCAAGAUUGCCUGCAUUUGUGCCAGAUAAAGACAAAUCCCCCAAGUACUGCUGUGUAAACCUUCCGGAUGGCUCAUCCAGCAAAAUGGCUGUGAAGUCAGGGUUCUCCAUCAAGGAGGUGCUCGCUGGGGUCUGUGAGAAACAUGGCAUCAACAUAGCUGCAGUGGACCUGUUCCUCGUUGGAGGUGAUAAGCCCCUGGUGUUGCACCAGGACAGCAGCAUCCUGGAGUCUCGGGACCUGCGCUUGGAAAAACGCACUUUAUUUAGGCUGGAUCUUGUUCCUAUCAACCGGUCAGUUGGUCUGAAGGCAAAACCCACCAAACCAGUAACAGAGGUCUUAAGGCCUGUUGUUGCAAAAUAUGGUUUAAAUCUUAAUGAACUUGUGGCAAGACUAAGUGGUGAGCAGGAGCCCCUUGAUCUUGGUGUCCCUAUAUCUAAUCUGGAUGGCCAGCGGGUUGUUCUAGAUGAAAAAGAACCAUCAAAGGGUAGAGAGAAACAAAGAGGCGUGUUAGUAAAACAGACUGCAACUGUAUCUUCAAGAAGUCAAGGAUCUACUGGAGAGGGAAGAACUCUAGGAAAGUCUAAUUCUAUCAAAAUGAAAGGCGAAAAUGGAAAAAAUGCUAGGGAAGUCCGGCUGUCAAAGAGAGAAGACUCUAUUGCAAAGAUUGGGAAAAAAAAAAGUCACAAAAUAAAUUUGGAUGAAGCAGAGGAAUUUUUUGAACUCAUAUCCAAAGCACAAAGUAACAGAGCAGAUGACCAACGUGGACUGCUAAGGAAAGAAGACCUUAUUCUUCCUGACUUUCUUCGUUUACCACCCACUGGACCAGAACCAUCCUCAUCUACACCCGCAUGUUCUAAAGGCAAGCGAGUUUCAAAAAGCGAUGGCAGUGAUGGAUGUACAUCACCCAGUGGAAAACAGGAGUCCCUGCAAAACUCUAAUGAAAAUUCAGUAAAGAAAGUGGGUUACUCAGAAAACAAACAUAAGUCUGCUUUGGCAGCGCUCCACAGCCAGAAGACUUUCAGUGUCCCUUUCAGCCCUCCGUUGUCUCCGAUUCCGCACGCCCCGGAGAGCAACGCCGCGGUGUGGAAAAGGCAGUCCAGAGAGCUGCAGGCUGAAGGCAUUCAGAUGGUAGAUGAUGAGAAUGUGGCAGACUUGACUCUUGUGGCUGAAGGAGAUAUUAGCAGCCCUAACAGCACUUUGCUACCACCGCCACCACCAACGCCACUGUCAGACAUCAGUAAACUCACGGAAGCCAACUAUCCGCCCCCAACUCCUUUUGCAGGUAAUCAGGAAAAAUCUGGAUUUCAAAGAUCCAAUUCAGGUAUUUCUAGAUUUUAAUAGUCUUUCCUUUUGUGUAAAACUACUUUUCCUUGGCACUGUUAAUCAGUAUUUGGCACCCGUUAAAACAGCAAAGAAAAUUCUCUCUGCACCUUAAUUUUUAUUUUUUUUCAACCAAAAAAAGUAGGAAAAAGAUUUUAAUUGCCUUAGUCUGUUCUAACUGUUAUACUUCUGGUUGCCUUUAACAAUGUACUUUUGUUUGGAUUUGGCAUGUAACCAUAAGUGGCCACAUGCAGACAAACCUUUGAAAUACAUCCACAUGCUGUAAUUAUCUCAUUCACCCUCAGAGUACAAAACAGGAUAUCAGCAUUUUGAGCUCCAUAGCACUGUUGUGUUCCAGAUUUUCUGAUCCAUUUCUCAUAAUGAGAUACAUGAUUAGGAUUUGGAAGUUUAAGUACUUUAACAAAACCCCUAAUUAUUGAAAAUUGCAGUAUUGUUUAUGAUUAAAAUUUUAAAUGGAUAAGCCUCAACUUAGGAUAUAUUUCACUAAUAAAUUUGAUAUUUGUGACAAAAAUAAAAAUGUUAUUUUUUUUAACCCAUACUUUGCUACACAGAGAAAUAGAUUGCAUCUAUCACACUUUCUCCCAGAAUAUUCACAUAUCAAGUAGCUUUCUAAUAGACAAUUUUAAAGAAAAUAUGUAACUUUUUUAGGAAGUAAGUUUCAUGGUCUAGCAAUAUCACAGAGCAAUAUUAGCCCAAGGCUGAAGUAUGGAAUUUCUUUAUAAACAUGGACUCUACUAAUAAUUGCUGUUACCAGAAACAGGAUUUUGAAGACAAUGGGUGUCGUGACAUUGACAUUUACAGUCAUUGUACUGUGCAUUUUAAUGUAAAAUAUAAGAAGAGGUAUCUAUGUGCUACAUUUAUUUUUGAUGUUUCACAAACAUAUGGUGCCAUAUUUGUAUGAUCACAUUUCUUUGUGAUGUGGGAAUAUACAUUUUAAUUAUUUAUCUUUUUACACAGAGUAUUUGAUACUGUUCUUUAUCUGUAUGGUUGAUGAUUUGUAAAUACUUCUUUGGUUGUUGGAUGCUUAUACAUGGCAAUGCAAAUUAUUUCAUCCUCUUGGCAUUUUAAAAGCCAAUUCCUUUAUUAGUAGUAUCUGAGAAAUGUUCUAUUAGCGCUAUCACUUAAUUUCUGAAACUGAGUAUUAGACGGACUUGUAACCAGUGCCUAUGAAUAACAGAACCACAAAAUGUACUUCAGACAUAUUGAUGUAUAUAUGCAUAGAUUUGUGUUGGUGUCUUUCUGAUAAUAUGUCAAGUGUACAACAUAGGUAUCAAUUUGCAUAUUUUUCAGUGAGAACUGUUUAAAAAAAACCAUUUGCACUUAAAAAAAACUUCAUGAAUUUACAAUAUUUUAAUGCAUGCCAUAAGUUUCUGUGUAACCACUGAGCUGUAGCUUUCCCUUUUCCCACUUUCUACUUUUUACUUUGUAGAAAUCUUUGUGUAGUUUUCACAUGUAUUUUGUAUCCUUGUUCUCUCAGGAGUAAUAAAUUCUAGCUCUAGUUACGCAAA